Messenger RNA from Arabis nemorensis, 300 nucleotides. The record is from the annotation of a GenBank genome assembly. NCBI's taxonomy places the organism in Eukaryota, Viridiplantae, Streptophyta, Magnoliopsida, Brassicales, Brassicaceae.
AUGGCGAGCCCUCGACCUCUCCGACUGGACUCCAAGGAGGCAGGGAAGAGAAGAAACAACAUGACCCAGAUAGAAGGCAUCUUACAGCAAGCAGAUCCAAGGACUUUUCACCCCAACGAACCGCUACCCUCAAGCACAACAGAGACAAGGGAUCGAACCUCGUCGCAUCUCCUCGGCAACACUGAACUCUGCCUAGAGAAACCGUCCAUGAGCAUCAAACAGGGCGGAGCGAGGCUGGGAAGGGAUCUCAGACAAACCCAGAAGAUGACGACGAGACUAUACACGGCAGAAGAGAUUUAA